This is a messenger RNA of Nezara viridula (southern green stink bug), 2494 nucleotides long. The record is from the annotation of a GenBank genome assembly. Lineage: Eukaryota; Metazoa; Arthropoda; Insecta; Hemiptera; Pentatomidae.
UAAAUUCGCAGGAGACCAAGGACAACCAGGUCCAGUUCAAACCUCACCAGUCCGAAGCACGAUGUUGCCUCAGGUUCUUCUAUUCUUCCUAUUAUCUGGCCCAGAUUGGAUAAAUACAUAUGAAAUAGGAGAUUGUGGCAUCAGAUAUAACAAAUUCGUACCUUCUAUUUCCUAUGGAUCGUCUUCUAAGGCUAACGAGUUUCCAUGGCACGUAGCACUCUAUAGAAUGGACAACAGUUCGAAGUACGAGUACAUAUGUGGUGGGAGUAUCAUAGACACUAAUGUUGUUCUCACAGCCGCGCAUUGUGUUUUUGACGAGGCGGAACAGGAUCUCGACUACAGCAGAAUGGUCGUCGCCACAGGAAAGCACAAUGGUUCUUGGGAACACAGAGACGUUUUCGAACAACGGUUUGAGGUGAUCAGCAAGAAAGUCCGUCCUACCUACAGAGGUACAGAUAACAGGAACCAAGAUGAUAUCGCUUUACUAGCACUCAACGACUCCAUUAAAUUCUCUAGUGUAGUGAUGCCAGUCUGCAUCGAUUGGGGCGGUUUGUAUGAGCCCUAUGAAGAAGAAUUAGGCAUGAUUGUCGGAUGGGGAUUUAACGAAAAGAAGGUUUUGAGUGAAGAACUACAGAUAUCUGAAAUGCAGCAACGCAACUUCGGCGAAUGCCGUAACAAUGUGGGAAAAGGCUAUACUAGCUAUUUGACUUCGGACAAAUUCUGUGCCAUCAGUAAUAAUAAUAGCACAGUGGAGCAAGGAGACAGUGGAGGAGGCCUGGUCUUCAGCAGGAACCAAGGUGAAAAUGAGACGGACACGAGGUACUUCGUCAAGGGAAUCCUCAGCGGCAGGGAGAAGGGCAGCAGGAGCUACGUCAUCUACACCAACAUCAGCAACCACAUGCCUUGGCUCAAUAGUACACUCAUGACUAUAAUCGCUGAGACUAAUGUGAGGAAAGUUUGUGGGCUAAGACAUCCACAGAAUUCUAGCAACGAAAUAAUGAGGUAUGAGGAGUACCCUUGGCUGGCAACAAUAUAUAUGACGAAGAAGAAUAAGUUCUUUGGAAUUAGGUGCGUCGGGAGCAUCAUACAUCAACGAGCCAUAAUCACAAGUUUCUGGUGCAUACAGGACAGAAGACCUCAUUACAAAGGUGUGGAAUACAAGAUACUAGUCGGAAAAAACGAAUUGAAUAUGAAGGAGGAUGAAGAAACUCAACAAGAAUUAAAUAUAGUCAAGAUUCAUAAACAUCAGAAUUACAUCGAUUGGAACGCCAGGUCAGAAAACGAGAUGGUGAUUAUCAUCGUCGACAAGGAAAUCGAUUUUACUGAAUCAGUAGCUCCAAUCUGCAUCGAUUGGGAUCGAAAAUUUCCAAUUCAAGACGCCUCUCUAGGGAUGAUAGCUUCAUGGGACAUUGACGAAUGCCAUUGCCAGGUAAUGGCCAUGUACAAAUAUCUUGAUAUUGACGAUUGCUCUCAGGCUUUUGGCGAUUCGGAAGAGUAUCAAACAUACAUCACGUCUGAAAAAGUUUGUGGAAGAUACGUCAAUGGUUCAAAUUUCAUGCACGGAAGCGACGUCGGUGCAGGUUACUUUUUUUUGAAGAACGGAUCCACAAGACAUUACCUCCAGGGCAUCGUCAGCAGAGGGCGACCGACACACCAAGAGUUCCUUACUUUCACUAACGUGGAAUUGAACCUCCGUUGGAUCAGUGACAUCCUAGUAACCAUCUACAAUACCGGUUCCUGGUGAUUGUCCUGAUAAAAACGUUAUUUAUUAAUAUAUCAUACUGUAUUGCAAGUUUUUUUUACACUAAAUUCAUAAUCAGUAUACCAGCAAGAACUCUCAAAUUAAAUAGCUAAUGCAUUCGAUGUUAUAUGUGACAUCAAUUCGCAAAUGAUAUUUAAAUGCACAAUAUAAUAUUAUCAAGAUAUUCUAUUAUACAAUUGGUGAAGAUAAUUCUUUUGCGAAAAUCCUGAGUUAAAUUUAAGUAUGAAAUUAUAUAUAUAUCAAAUUAGUUUAAGAACAAGGGGUUUUACAACACAAAUUUAUGAUUUGUUUAGAUAAAAGUGCCCAAACAGGUUUUUUAUUACAUAAAUGAAAAAGUGUUCAUUAAUAUAAAUAAGAUACAAAACAUACUAUACAUAAUAUAUUUUACAAAACUAUAGACAAUAAAAGAUCCCGUCUGUAGAGGUCUGUGUUUUAUUCCAAUAAAAUAUAUUUCAUUACACAUCCUAAAUAGAUAACUUAUUAACCUUUUAACCGGGGAAUUCCCUUUUUAAUUACGCAUCAUAUAACAGUUACGGAAUGGACUUAAUCAGUAACAACUAUUAAUAUUAACUAUUAUUUAAUUUAAUCAUUUAAAUCAUUCAUUGACCUUUCUCAUGACCUUUAUCAAAGCCCUAGAUAGCCAGGUCAAGCUGUCUCUGAUAGCUUAGAAAUAGUUAUCUAGAAUGUACCGACUGGACAGAAGACACAUAUCAAGACUUAGGGAACAAUAAC